Molecule: messenger RNA, 3936 nt
Organism: Sus scrofa (pig)
Lineage: Eukaryota; Metazoa; Chordata; Mammalia; Artiodactyla; Suidae
Gene: MRPL35
Product: mitochondrial ribosomal protein L35
Biological process (GO): translation
Cellular component (GO): ribosome; mitochondrion
Molecular function (GO): structural constituent of ribosome
Source: RefSeq, a predicted model, not a curated record
AAAGGGCGCUUUCUCUUUCCGGGUUGCGCUUCGGGUUCUGGUCUGUAGCGGGAAGCCCAGGGUACUAGGUGAACUGAACCGGUUGGAGGACGUCGGAAACUGGGGCUUCGGUUCCUGCGAAAACUGAGCAGAUUACUCUGCCUAAAUUCCUUUGCCCUGAAGUUUUUGGACCCAAUGAGGCUGCCGUAGGGUCGGAUGGCAAGAUGGCGGCCUCCGCUUUUGCCGGUGCUGUGAGAGCAGCCACAGGAAUCUUACGGCCGCUGCAUAUUUUGGCAUCUUCAGCCUAUCAAAACUGUGCCAAGAAUGCCUGUCUUAGUUCUGUACUGUCCUCCCGACAUUUCAGUCAUAUUCAGACAUCGGCUUUGUUGUCUGCCCCCAGACUUAUCACAUCUGUCAGAAACCUCAUGUGUGGACCUACUGCACCAGUCCUCAACAGAGUGGCCCCCUUGCUCCCACAUGUCCUGAAGCCACCAGUCAGAACCGUAACAUACUUCAGUUCACGAAAGGGCAAGAGGAAGACUGUGAAAGCUGUCAUCUACAGGUUCCUUCGACUUCAUUCUGGCCUGUGGCUAAGGAGGAAGGCUGGUUAUAAGAAAAAAUUAUGGAAGAAGACGGCUGCACGAAAAAGACGCUUAAGGGAAUUUGUCUUCUGCAAUAAAACCCAGAGUAAGCUCUUAGAUAAAAUGACAACGUCUUUCUGGAAGAGGCGAAACUGGUAUGCUGAUGAUCCUUAUCAGAAGUAUCAAGAUCGAACAAACCUGAAAGUAUAGAUGAGAAGUUUGAUGACUUCCCACCCAGUUACUGAAUCUUCAUGUAUACGUCUUUGCCAAGAUGAUAUAGUAUAAAACAUGAUGUAAACUGUCCCAUCGGAUAUGGAAAUACACAGUACCAACAUUACAACAUUAAAUUUAUCAAAGUUUUAAAAUGGGCUAAACAUUCCCAGAUUUGUUCAGAGAAAAACAAUUUUAAAUUACCGAUUAUUUUUAACAAAUGAUAAAGGCUUACUAAUGGCAAGAACUCUCCAGUCAGGACAGAGGAUAGACAUUAAAAGGUUAUGAAGCUAACAAGUUAGCUCAGGAAGUGUGACAUCAUCUUAAGGUUAUGUGCUGGGAACUCAGGAACCCCUUCACAUCCCCAUGUCCCACCCAGGACUAACCCCCAGGCCUCAGGAACAGAAAGGACAUGGUGAUCCUGGAUCCAAGGCACCUCUGGGGGCCUCGGCAGCAGGAAGUGGUGGAUCUUAGGCUUGGGGUCUGCUAUGCAUAUGACUUGGUUCUUUUUAUAUCGCUGGCUCCAUCCCCUCUCUCCUCAGCACCUUCCCUCAUUCACAGCUUUUGUUCACUCUUAGUGUCUGCACCCUCAUAAUAUAAUGCCCCUUUGACGUUCUUUUCUAAGAAAUCACGACGCUUGUUCCUAUCUCUAGCCUCCAAUUGCUGAGAGACCAAUCGGGCCAGCCUGCCUUUUUAUACCAGGUCUCAUCUGGGGUCAAUGACCAGUGUAGGGGGUAUUCCUGGGUCUGGAGCCCAGUGGCCCACUUGUGAGCAGUUUCACUCAGAGAGGAGCCUAGGGUAGCAACACAAAUCUAGUAUACUAGGUUCACUGUGUCCAUAACAGUUCUGACUUAGUUUAUUGGAACAGAAUUUCUUAUUGAGAGAAGAGUAAAUGAAAUAGCCUUUCAGAAUGCCCAUUCAUGACCAAAAAAAAGAGGCUGUAUAAGGGGAAAUAAAAGCUUUUUAACCAAGAGUUAAAAGAUAUUAUUAUUUUUGCUUUUUAGGGCUGCACCUAUGGCAUAUGGAGGUUCCCAGGCUAGGAGUCUAAUCAGAGCUACAGCUGCCAGCCACAGCCACGCAGGAUCUGUUCUGCGUCUGCAACUUACACCACAGCUCAUGGCAACGCUGGAUCCUUAACCCACUGAGCGAGGCCAGGGAUCGAAUCUGUAACUUCAUGGUUCCUAGUCAGAUUCGUUUCCACUGCGCCACAACGGGAACUCCAAAAGGUAUUAUCUUUUUAAGUUAGUUUAUCCAUUUGAGAUUUCAUAUUUUUAUUUAUUUCUUUCUUGCUUUUUAGGGCUGCACCUGUGGCAUAUGGGAGUUCCUAGGCUAGGGGACGAGUUGGAGCUGCAGCUUCCAGCCUACAUGGCAACACUGGAUUCACAACCCACUGAACAAGGCCAGGGAUUGACACUGCAUCCUCAAGGAUGCUCCUCAGGUUCGUAACCCACUGAGCCACAACAGGAAGCCUGGAGAGUUCAUAUAUUUAAUUGUGAGGAUGAAUUUUUUCCAAAAUUUUCAAAGACACAUUGUAGAAACUAAGGAGGAAGAGGUAAUCUCAGUCAUUUUUAGACACAACGUAAGAGUUAAGCAUUGUUCCCUUGAAGAAGGUCAGUUCAGUUGCACUGAGGAAAAUUCAGUUUUUCAGGAUGUUUAUAAUCUAGGGCAGAAUCGUCUGGGAAGCAUUUUCAAACAACCAAGCAUUUUGUCUAGCUGAAAAACCAUUACUAAAUAGGACUGUGCCUCAAUCACUGCUUUACAUCCUGUAAUAUAAUAGUCGAUGAUGAUAAGACGCAUUUCCUCUGUUGUUAAUAGAUAAGGUAAAAGAUAACCAAGUUGAAAUUCUGUGGCAUGUCAGACUAGGAUUAUUGGAGGAAUUCUUUGAACCCAGUGUGUGUUCAUUAAAAGGAAAAGGGGUGACAACCGUGUUCUAAUACUCCAAGGCCAAGUGUGUGUCUAUUUAUGGGACCAGUUAAUAAAGAACAGACAUUUGAUUUGCAGUGAGAAUCUCAAGAGCGUGAAGCAUGGAAUGGUUUUCUGUUUGGAUGGGUUUUCGUUGUCUCCUGCUUCUGACAAGCCCUCCGUGCCAUUUUGCACCUGCCUGGCUCCUCCCCUCUUCCAUUUAGCCCCGGAAGCUGAAGAUGAAACUGGAGUCCCCAAGAAGCUGAGGAGGAGAAGCCUUUUCCCCCACCUCUGACGAGUCCAGUGCAGUGUGACAAGGUCUCAAGGGGCCUCAGAGCACCCUGGUUUCCCCUCUAGGCCAGGGACAGGAGAGGCCGGACCACCGCUGGCAACAGGCCCUGCAGCCACAGAUGGGCUGGCAUGGAAGGGCUGACAGGCACAUGGGUUAGGGGAAAGGACAUUUUCAUGUAUGUAAUUUUUGUUUUGUAGAUAGCAGGGCUUAUCAUCAAUAUUGAUUUUCUAGUUUGACAACAAAACUUUAAAAGGUCUAUCUAAAUGACAUUUGGGUAUCUGUAAAAGUAUAAUUUAUUGAACACCUACUAUGCGGUUCCACAAAACAGCUAACUUGCAUAGCGACCUUGCAAGGGAGAUAUGAUUUAUCCCUAGAUUUGUGGAAAAUGAAGCACACAGAAGGUUAAAUACAAAACACAGCUAGUGAGUCACAGAACCUGGGCCUGUCUCCUUGGAAUCUUGUGUAUUUCCCCAAGUCUUCUAGCAACAUGAAAACUCACAGGGAAAUCAACAAGUGACUGGAGUUCCCGUCGUGGCGCAGUGGUUAACGAAUCCGACUAGGAACCAUGAGGUUGCGGGUUCGGUCCCUGCCCUUGCUCAGUGGGUUAACGAUCCGGCGUUGCCGUGAGCUGUGGUGUAGGUUGCAGACUCGGCUCGGAUCCCGUGUUGCUGUGGCUCUGGUGUAGGCUGGUGGCUAUAGCUCCGAUUCAACCCCUAGCCUGGGAACCUCCAUAUGCCACGGGAGCGGCUCCAAAGAAAUAGCAAAAAGACCAAAAAAAAAAAAAAAAAAAAAAAAAAAGUGACUAACCUAGCACCACAAAUACUAAAUACCUCUUCAUGACACUGAACCAGUCAGCUUUUAAAUCCUGUAACUUUGCUUUUCAGUUUUUUGUCAGCUCUUAACCUAGUUAAUCUCGGUUCUGUUGGCACUGGACUUGGCUCAGUAAAUGAAUAAAUGAGCGGAUUUUCAGCC